Molecule: messenger RNA, 903 nt
Organism: Synchytrium microbalum
Lineage: Eukaryota; Fungi; Chytridiomycota; Chytridiomycetes; Synchytriales; Synchytriaceae
Exons: 4
Coding region: 1-903 (300 amino acids)
Source: RefSeq, a predicted model, not a curated record
AUGGCGUCAAUAAGAAAGAGGAAGGGAGCUGAUCCGAUUGCUCCGUUUGCAGACAAAAUCAUGGGGCAUAUGAACACUGACCAUCCAGACUCGGUGAUUGCAUAUGCAAGGCAUUUCGCAGGUGUGGAUACUGCUCUCGAUGCUACAAUGACUACUAUUGAAUCUGAUGGCUUCACUGUCGAGUACAAAGAGACUAUAAAUGGACCUAAAAAGGAUGUAUGGGUUCAAUUCGAGACUCCUCUCAAGUCUAGAGAAGAGGCUCGAACAGUGUUGGUGAAAAUGGCAGAGGACGCUGAAAAGGCCUUGGGGAUUAAGGUGAAACAUGACAACGGGAAGGCUUCACAUCCGUCAGGCAAACCUGCUUCAGCACGAGCUCCUCCACCUUCCACACCAUAUUGGGUCCGAUCCAUGGAAUUACCAGACGCUCCCACAAUCAUUCUCUUCCUCUUCUUAUGGUUUAUGGCUGCAUACGGCGCUUACGGACCACCACUGCCACAGACAAACGCAGUCUUUGUUCACCUAGAAGGCAUGAGAACAUAUGCAGGUGGCCCAGAAUUCUAUGUCCGCUGCCUCGUUGCCGGCCUCGCACUGCACGGAGUCGAAUCGCUGGUAUGCAUUGUAUUAGGUAUAUGGUCGCGCGUGCAUCCCGUUGUCAUUAUCUUUUAUACGCUCUCAACACUGGUAUUCGGAGUCCCGUCAUUGAAAAUGAUGACCAAGGCUUCUAUUACCGAGGCUGGUAGACGUAGUGAGAAUGGAUUGGGUGGGCUUACCGUAUUGGAUUGGUUGGGUGUUAAGAAUACGAGUAUGGUACCUGACUCGUUCGUCGAGUUCUCUGAUGAUGAACCAGAGGUUACGGUGGAUGAGUUGUUGGCCGAAGGAGGUGAUGACGAGGAGGACGAUUGA